AUGUUGGGCUUGGCUUCCUUUAUUACUUAUGUCAUGAUUGAAAAGUGUAUCUUUUCCUUCUUCUUUUAUGUGAACGUCUCCUCUUUAUUUUUGUGUGCGUCUACUGGGUCAGACGUAUCUUUUACCAAGUUGUAUCAAUAUCACCGAAUCGUCAUAGCCACCGGAACCCCCCAAACCGUCCGGUCAUUCGGAGCCGAUCUUCACCCCCACCGCAUCGUCAAGUCCGGACCUCGGCUCGCCGUCCUGCAAGUCCUCACAUGCCCAUAUCCAGCAGUUCAGCUUGAGCCUUACUCCGCAUUUGCUGGCUACGUCGUAUAUGCUUGCCAAUCCCUUUAUCUAGUACUCAUGUCUCUGCUGUUUCGCGCCAUCAGGCGCUCUUUGUCGCGACAACCUCUACGUGAUACCAAUUACGCCCCUCAUAGAUGUAAUCAUAUCCCUAGACCUUACUUGCCUCUCAUGUAUUUCCGACAAGAGUCAUCGUCAGCAAAUAAACCUCCGCCUUCAGUACCACGACCGAGCUCGUCAGUACUCCUUGUGUCGCCAGCUAAUGAGGUCCUCCUGCUUCACCGCGUCCAUACUUCUUCUUCGUUUGCCUCAGCCCACGUCUUCCCGGGUGGAAACUUGGACCCUUACCAUGACGGUGCCAUCCCUGAUGAGGGAUCACCAGAGAGGCAUCAGGAUGGGCUCGCAUACAGAAUAGGUGCAAUCAGGGAGACGUUUGAAGAAACAGGUAUCUUACUGGCGAGGAAGAACAAUGAGCUUAUAAAUCUGGACGUCAAGGACAGAGACGCUGCGAGGAAGAUGAUUCAUGGGAACCAAGUCAAGUUUCUGGAGUGGCUUGAGUCAGUGGGCGCUGAGCCAGAUCUUGAUGGCCUCAUUCCGUUCACACGCUGGGUCACACCGGCAACCAACAACAAGCGCUUCACGACACAGAUGUAUCUUUAUAUGCUCCCGCAGUCACGUAGCGAUAUGCCAUCUGAGAUGCUCAUCCCUACACCCGACAAUGGAGUCGAGCACACAGCCGCGCUCUUCGCACCAGCGCAAUCUUUCUUAUCUCGGGCCUCGACCAACAGUAUCAUUCUCUUCCCGCCACAAUACUUCCUCUUAACACUGGUUGCCAAGAUUAUAACGAGUUCUUCAGAAGGCACGGGACCGCAGCAAAUUUUAGAACAAAGGGAGCAGCUGCUAUCGUUUCUUAAACAAGUGCCCACGACAGAGACGGAGAAGGGCAAGCAACACAAAACAUCCAUGAUCCCCUGGGCCAAUAAAGUUAUGAGCCCACAUAACCUGUUUAUUAGGAAACAGGAUAAGAGGAUUGUAUUAGGACUGGAUAAGCCAGGACCCGAGCUCAGAGAUUCAGAGAGAGGAGGGGACUGGGAACGUGUGGUUCUUGUCAAUUUCGGCAAAGGGGGACCGACCAACGUCGAAGUAAGGGGGAGAGAAGAGGUCCUGGAAGAAGAGAGACAGAAUUACAAGUCCGACAGACUUCCUCUGCAGCGGCAUAAGAGCCACGAAAGGAAAGAAACAGAGCGGCUCGUCCGUACAAGUGGGCAUAUCUCAGAUACAAGUCAGUAG
Messenger RNA from Fusarium pseudograminearum CS3096, 1575 nucleotides. RefSeq lists its product as uncharacterized. The coding region runs from base 1 to 1575 and encodes 524 amino acids. The transcript is spliced from 5 exons. The record is from RefSeq and is a predicted model, not a curated record. Gene Ontology annotation, molecular function: hydrolase activity, acting on acid anhydrides, in phosphorus-containing anhydrides. NCBI's taxonomy places the organism in Eukaryota, Fungi, Ascomycota, Sordariomycetes, Hypocreales, Nectriaceae. Gene Ontology annotation, cellular component: mitochondrion.